ACAGAUUGCUUGGUUUUAGAGAAUAACUGACGGUGGGUGCAAGAUGCUUUCGUCAAGAUUGCUGCGUAUUGCGAACAACCAGCCCGAGUCCUGGAGAUGGAUUUCCCUCCCAGGCUCAAGAUCUGCCGAAUGUGCGGAGCUCCUAAGUGUGUACUUCCUCGCGGUCACUGGAGAGGUCAAACCAAGGGACCUGUCUGCAGGGAAAAGCUACUCGGUUUACCUAGUGUACAAGCUGGCGACCAACACAUCUGGUAUAAAAGGUUAUGUGCAGUCGUCGUCGCUCAGGCUCUACGGGGAGCACAUCGUCGCCACCAACAAGGUUAGUCUCGACCCUGAAACGCACAUGUCGGUCAAUGAUGUUAUCUACCCUAUCACGAGGGGCGAUGGCUGGUUGGAGCUUAAGUUGGCGGACUUCGCAAACGAUGACGAGAUGCUACAAGAGAAGGGGGUGAUCGUGGAUCUCCGUGAUGAGGACGUCACCGUUGAGAAGAGAGGACUCAUCGUGGAGGGUAUGGAGUUCAGGAGCAACUAGCUGCACGCACCAGAUAUGUCAUUUGUGGCAAUGCUAUAUAUUCAUGUAUUGAUGUGUAAUAAGCCUAGACUCGCAAACAUUCAUUAAGUGGCUAAGUCCAGAAGUCAGCGAUCCGUUCAUUUGCACGGACUGUAUCAAAAUAUUAUGGCAUUUUUAAAUACUAUUUGGUUUUGCUAA
Triticum dicoccoides is the source of this 709-nucleotide messenger RNA. Its product is annotated as F-box protein At2g02240-like. The coding region runs from base 44 to 532 and encodes 162 amino acids. The transcript is spliced from 2 exons. The record is from RefSeq and is a predicted model, not a curated record. NCBI's taxonomy places the organism in Eukaryota, Viridiplantae, Streptophyta, Magnoliopsida, Poales, Poaceae.